Molecule: messenger RNA, 1978 nt
Organism: Heterotrigona itama
Lineage: Eukaryota; Metazoa; Arthropoda; Insecta; Hymenoptera; Apidae
Source: the annotation of a GenBank genome assembly
AUCAUGCACUGCCAACAAUUUUUGUUGUAACUUUUGUAGUUUCAUCGUAAUUGUCGCGUUGAUAGGUUUUGAUAAUUAUAGCUCUCGUUAUGGUUCUCAUUCGUUGAGAAUCAGCAAUCUGAUAACGAGUAGCUUUAAUUUUAUUGUGGACAGUACUUUAUAUGUAACAGUUUGCAUAAGUAGUUACGACUUAUAACAUAACCUCCUCGGAUCGUUGAGAUCUUCACAGCUUCCGAAUGAUUAAUUCUAACGCAUCGUUCGAACGUUAUAACGCAUGUAUAUAAUAUAUGUAAAUUAUGUAUAAAAGCAAAAGCUCCACGUGUAUCUGACGCACAAUGAAAUUACUGUGAUAGGCAGUUUACGAAAGUAUUUUGAAAAAUGUCCGCAAUAAUAGAUGAUAAAGUGGUUGCAGGAGCGAAAUCCUCGAACACUGUUAAAGAGGAUCCCAUUGUAGCAUUAACGGAAAAAGUAAAUGCGUUAUAUUUUUUUCGAGAUCAUUAUUUUGAAAAUCACUCUAUCGAGGAAGCUAUUAAAAAGAACGGCGACGUAGAAAAAAAGAUGAAAGAUACUUUAAGUAAACUCGAUGAGUGCAAGGGAUACGAAAUCGAUGGAUCACGGGCGAAAUAUUACUAUCUAAAAGGGAAAGCUCUAAAUGUCACAGAACGUUUUAUACCUCAAGCGGAAGAGUUACUGACAAAGGCAGUAAAGUUGGAACCUAACUUAGUAGAAGCAUGGAAUGAACUAGGAGAAUGUUAUUGGAAAAAUGACGAUAUUCAACAAGCAAAAAAUUGUUUCGUUGGAGCUCUACGCCAUGGUAGGAAUAAAGUAUCUUUGAGAAAUUUAUCAAUGGUACUCAGACAAGAACCAGUGCCUGAUGUUGAACAACGAAUACAAAAUAUACAGAAAGGAGUGGAAUAUGCUAAGGAAGCCGUCAGUCUUGAUACGUCAGAUGGUAUUUCUUGGGCAAUUUUAGGAAAUGCUUAUUUGUCUUCCUUCUUUACAAUAGCACAAAAUCCCGCGACUUUACGACUCUGUAUGUCAGCUUAUGCACAAGCAGCCUUAAAGUAUCAAGAGGAAUAUAGUUUAGCAUUGAAAUCUUUUGAGAGAGCAAUACUACUGGAUCCGGUGUGGGAAACACCACGUAACAAAAGGGACGAAUUGUUACAAUAUUUGAAAGAUGUACAAAAUUCAGUAAACAAUAAUGGAAAAAUGAAACCGAAGAGAUUAUACCAAAUGAUAAGGGCAUUGGAUGUUAAACAUUUGGGACCAUACAAAGAUGGCUCUUUCACGUCCGGCCAGAAAACUAUAAAAUUAGAUUUAGUAUUACUGAAAGACUUAGCCCUUGGGCUAAAUCCAGAGAAAGUUAUAUUUGGGAAAGUAGUAUGUUGGAUACAAGACACCGAUUGUGUACCUUUCGCCUUUUGUCUCGUUGAUGAGGAGAAAACGUGUAUUGCUGUAACAGUAUAUAAUCUUGCUAAAGGUCGUGGAGUUACCAUAGGAGAUUCUGUUGCUAUACCUGAACCAUUUGUGAUUCAUCGAAAGUUCUCUUAUCUCAAUAACGUUAGUAUUAUUAUACUGGAUUUUGACUUCAAAUCUAUACGCGUCGAAACUCCAGUUAUAUUGGUUGUUAAUGGAAGAAAGUUAGGUAGAGAACAACAAGCAUGUGCAAAAUUGCACACCUUUAAAAAAACCCAUUGAAAUCAAUGCACAAGUGUAUGCUUACGAAUGUAUAGCGAAACGUAGUUAGUAACGAGAUUUCCUUUCCUCUCGAAUUAAAAUCAAUAUUACAAUUGAUAGGCAAUGUGAUACAUAAAGUUCGAAUUUAAGUAUAUUAAUGAAAUAUUAACAGAAUAAUCUUACCACAGUCAAUAUUUCUGAAGAUGGAUUAUCCAUUUAUAAUUAUUACACGGUUCUUUAGAAGAAUGUCGUACGAAAUGAGAAUGACGAAAUUUAUAAAAAAGAAGAAAGAAAAAAAAAA